CAGGGACAUGACGGCUUCGUCCUCGUCGUCGGGACAGCUCCUCUCUGCAGUACCAUAGUCAUGGUGUAUGCAAAGUCGAUGGAUACAGUCCGUGUUAGUCCCUCAUCUUACUCUCCAUCCUACACAUAUCAGAUGUCCUUAAACUACUCGGAGAGGGACAACUCCACUGUCCUGGCUACCUCACCCACAAGUCUCCUCUGCAACCAAGAUGGCUGCUCCGACAGGGUGCAGAACACGACAAGUAUCUCCUACGAAGUCACUCCGGGUGAGGUGGCUGUCCUGGGCUUGGUGUUUGGAGUUCUCUGGCUCGUCUCCAUCCUGGGUAACGCCCUGGUCUGCCUGGUCAUCCACCGAAGCCGGAGGACUCAGUCCACCACCAACUACUUUGUAGUGUCGAUGGCCUGCGCAGACUUGCUGCUGAGCCUGGGCUGUGCCCCCUUCGUCCUGCUGCAGGUCACCUCUGGCAGAUGGCCUCUGAGCGCUGUCACCUGCAAAGCGGUGCGAUAUCUCCAGCACUUGUGUCCCGGUGUGCAGGUCUAUGUCCUCCUCUCCAUCUGUGUUGAUCGCUUCUAUACCAUCGUCUACCCCCUCAGUUUCAAGGUCUCAAGGGAGAAGGCCAAGAAGAUGAUCCUGGCCUCCUGGCUGUUCGAUGCAGCCUUCGUCUCGCCCUGCUUCUUCCUCUACGGUACGUCAUCAACAGACAGAAGCGGAGGUCACUGUGACUUUUUCCUCCCAAACAGCUGGGGCAGUAUAGCUUAUGCUGUGGCUCAUCUCCUCUUUGGUUUCCUGAUCCCAGCAGUGCUGAUUGUUUCAUUCUACCAGCGGGUGGUCCGCUACAUCUGGAGGAUCAGUUCUGAUGGCCACACAGUGCGCCGGACUAUGAACAUUGUUCCGAGGACUAAAGUCAAGACAAUCAAGAUGUUCCUCAUGCUCAAUUCCGUGUUCCUCCUCACCUGGACACCAUUCUACAUUGCUCAGCUGUGGCAUCCCAUGGAGUCUGACGGCCUGAGCCGGCAGGGGGCGCUGUUCUUCACAGCCAUCUCCUGGAUCUCUUUCAGCUCCACGGCAUCCAAACCCACACUGUACUCUGUCUACAAUGCAAACUUCAGAAGGGGCAUGAGAGAAACCUUCUGCAUGUCAUCCAUGAGAUGCUAUCGCGGCAACGCUUACACCAUCACGGCCAGUUCACGCAUGGCCAAAAAGAACUAUGUGGGGGUGGUUGAUAUCCCGGUGCCAGCAAAGACCCUCACAAAGGACUCUGCGUACGAUACCUUUGACCGAGAGGCAAAAGAAAAGAAACUGGCCUGGCCCAUCAAUGCCAACCCUCCAAACACGUUUGUGUAA
Messenger RNA from Lampris incognitus (smalleye Pacific opah), 1344 nucleotides. RefSeq names its product G protein-coupled receptor 19 (gene gpr19). Lineage: Eukaryota; Metazoa; Chordata; Actinopteri; Lampriformes; Lampridae. Bases 61 to 1344 code for a protein of 427 amino acids. Gene Ontology annotation, molecular function: neuropeptide receptor activity. The transcript has 2 exons. Gene Ontology annotation, biological process: G protein-coupled receptor signaling pathway. The record is from RefSeq and is a predicted model, not a curated record. Gene Ontology annotation, cellular component: plasma membrane.